AUGAAGUACUACGAAGACGAAAAGAGAGACUACAACCCUGAAGAUAUCUUUGAUAAUUUUGAUAUCGAAUUGGACUACAAACUUAAUUUAACUACAGUCUUUUCAACCUUCGUUAACUCUCUUGGCGAUGUAUGGAAGGCUAGAAAGGAUCUGUUUGUCACAGCAGCUAUGUACUAUAAAACUGUGGACAUGCCGGAGUAUCACGACAUCAAUGAUGAAAAUGGAGAAACUAUAGAAGAAGACGCAGAAGAUCCUUUUGAAAAUGAAUUCAUUGUAUCAAGAGAGAAUGUUGAGAAGAAAUGUUUGCGAAUGUCAGGAAUGAAACUAAACAAAAAUGGUGCUAAUGAAUUCUUGACGAAAUCAGACCAGAAAAAUGUACGAAUUUCUGAAUUCAAGGAUGCUGUUGUUCAACUGAUUUCUGAAGUGGAAAUGGUUGAGAAGCACAGAAUCGACAGGCUUCACAUACAGUCGCCAACGAGUAUUGUCAAUACAGCUGUCAAUGUAAUGCAGCAAGAGGAUUAUCAUGAAUUUGGUGACGAAUAUGAAUGA
This is a messenger RNA of Trichobilharzia regenti, 549 nucleotides long. The record is from the annotation of a GenBank genome assembly. NCBI's taxonomy places the organism in Eukaryota, Metazoa, Platyhelminthes, Trematoda, Strigeidida, Schistosomatidae.